Mytilus californianus (California mussel) is the source of this 4262-nucleotide messenger RNA. RefSeq names its product junction-mediating and -regulatory protein-like. Gene Ontology annotation, cellular component: cytoplasm. The transcript has 10 exons. Gene Ontology annotation, biological process: Arp2/3 complex-mediated actin nucleation. The coding region runs from base 82 to 2439 and encodes 785 amino acids. Gene Ontology annotation, molecular function: Arp2/3 complex binding. The record is from RefSeq and is a predicted model, not a curated record. NCBI's taxonomy places the organism in Eukaryota, Metazoa, Mollusca, Bivalvia, Mytilida, Mytilidae.
AGUCCUUCCAAUGUUUACAUCAUUUUCUUGAAAGCUAUCUAAACGAAAAUAGUAUGUUUGAGGCCUAUAAUGAAAUGGUAAAUGAACCUUAUAAAGAUGUAUAGUUAUGAACGUGCAAUGAUGGAAGACACUUGUCAAAUGGACAGUUUAGAGGACUGGGUACCAGUUAAACCAGGUCUCUUCAAUACUGAUGCAGAAUCUUCCAAACGUUUUAUAUUCAUGGUCAGCUGGAAUGAUGUAUACAGAAAAGUUGCCAUUACAUGUCGCCAACACAACCGAGUGGCUAGUGACAUAGAGGACAGUCAGAGUAGAAGUGGAAUGUUUUCAUUCAGUGAACUCAAGGCAAUUCAUGAGAUACUGUGUCUGAUUCAUCCAUCACUUUUGUCAUAUCUACCUCCAUUACCUGAUGAACCUCGAUCCUUAUGGGCAUACCUAGGAUACACAGGACCUGAUUAUGACUAUGAAGAAAUUUGUGUCCAACUAGAGAGAUAUUUUGUUAGAGCAUUAGAUACAUGUAAAGAACAUCUACUAAUGACAACAUUAUUUGAAGAACCUGAUACCAGGGAAUAUUUUGACAAUAUGAGUGAACUAAGAAGACAAAAUCUUGAAGGUGAUGUCUUAAAAUGUGAAGAAAGGUUAAAAAAUGUGAUAUUUUUAAGGACAAAUGCCAGCAAUAUGCAUGACAUGAAAGAUGUAUAUGAAAGUGAAGAUGAUGCUGUGAUGAAGCUGCAUGAGUCUUUAGCUGUGUUGUAUAAUUAUCAACAACAGCCAUUUUUGGACCUGAGAGCCAUAUCUCGUUAUAAAGUAGCAGAAGCUAAAGAACAUUUAGAGAAUUCUGAUCUUGGUGAAAGGUUUAAAAGACAAUAUGCUACUAUAUUUUCUGAAUGGCAAACACAAUUAGAACAGGCCAUGGAAAAUAUUCAACAAUUAUACAUAAAGUAUUAUAGUACAAGUUGCCAAAUAUAUCAAGCCAUGCUCAGUAGAAUGAUAGAAGAUAAGAGGUUGUAUGGAAAAACUGCUUUUGAAUUAAUAGGAUCUGAACGACUGCUCAGGAUACAAGAAGAAUUGAGUACAGAGAAACUGCAUUUACUGAAUAGUGAAAAGAAGUUGUUAGUUCUAGAAAAAGAUAAAGUUUUUGAAGAGAUAGCUAGUUUAGAUGAAACUCCUAAUGUACAAAAACAAUUGGAAAAGUUAGAAACAAAGGCAUAUGAAUGGCAUAUCAAGAUCUGCCAGCAACAAAUGAAAAUUCUAGAUGAAGAAGAGAAGAUCUGUCAAGCCAAAAUGGAGGCAUUAAAGAAAAAUCUAAAAGCCAAGGAAGAUGAGAUUGUAUUUUAUGAUGCUGUUGAGGACAGUUCACAGUUAAGCCCUGAUGAAGAUGAAGAACAAAUAUCAUCUUUUAGCAGUAAUAGUGAUUUAAAUACCAUUAGGAGAAAAAUGACAGCUAUCAAUAAAAAGAGGGCUACAUUGAGGAAUAAGAAGACUGCAAUAGAAAGGCAAAGAAAAUCGAAAAAAGAAAAGAAAGUUGAGGAAGAAGAAAAAUUACGACAACACCAUGCAAUACAAACUAAAAUUGAUAAGAAAAAGGAAGACACAACAAGAAAGGCUGAUUUUAUUGUGGAAGAGAGAAUGAAAGCAAUAGACAGAAUAAAAAUGCACAAAGUUAAAUUUCCAACACCUGAAACCAUUAAACCUCCAAGAUACCAACCACCAAGUCAAAGGAAAUCUUCGUCAACAGAAAAUGCAGAAAAGACAGAGACACCAGUAAAAAUACAGAAACCUCUAACAAACACUCAAAAGACAAUUAAAAUACCUGUCAAAUCCAAGACAACAAAAAGUGAUAAGCCAGCUCCAAAACCCAGAUAUUCAUUAGAGAAGAAGAGGAACGGAUCCUCAUCUUCUAGUGAAAAAAGUGCUUCUCCUCCCACAUCAGCUACUGCUGUACCACCACCACCUACUACUUCUGUACCGCCCCCUCCUCCUCCUCCUGGUGCACCUCCUCCUCCACCACCACCACCACCUCCUCCUCCUCCUCCUCCUCCUCCUCCACCUCCAAUGGUGCCAUCACCUUUGUCAUCUGCAGGAUCAGUAACAAAGAAGAGUUCUAAGGAAGGGAGACAACCAGAAGCAUCACAUAAUGGAAUGCCCGACUUGAAAACACUGCUAUCUAAAAAGUCACUUUUAAAGCCUGUUGAAGUUCAGGAAAAGCCACAAGCUGUGGAUCCAAUGGAAAAUAUAUUAAAAAUGGUGAGAAAUGGUAUAAAACUGAGACCAGUAAAACAUAAAGAAGACACAGACUCUGAAUCAGCUGACACUAUAAAAUUUACUACUCCCAGUGAUUCACAUUUGAAACUUCUACAUGAUAGACUCAAUCAUAUUAACAAGUUUACAAGAGAAAGUUCUCCUGAAUCAGACAGCAGUGAUGAUGGAGAAUUUGAUUAGCUGUGUGUGUACAUAUUUUUUUUUAUUUGUUGGCUUUUACAAUAGAUGACUUUUGCUGAAAAUUGGAAAAAGUCAUGCCUUGGUGUCAGGAAAAUACUCUGCUCUCUCAAAUCUUUGGUAUUUUUGUGUAACUGGACUAUUUUAUAUAUGGUACUUAAUUUAACAAUUAAAAAAAAAGUCAUUCAAUGGAGGAAUAAUGCCAUUGGUUGAAAUAUUAACAGAGACAGGUUUAUGAAUUUCACUUUGCAUCACCUCUCUCUAUAUAUACUUAUAUGUUUACUAUAGAAUAUUGCAUAUUUAUUUGUUUAAACUUUUAUUGAAAUCUAGCAAGUAUUAAAAUCAUUAUAAUAAGUUAUGAUUCUGUACAUUUCGUAAACAAAAGAAAAAUGGGGAGUCUAUACAGCUCAAGGUUCAGAGUCGUACCAGAUCAGAUUUAAAGUAAAUCCCUUAUCAUAGAAGGAGAAUUGUGAUUCACAUGUAGAUUAUUGAAUUCCAAUAAAAAAAAUACACAUUCUAUGUAAUAAUACUGUACUUGUGUUUGUACUUGCAAGAAUUGGGAUUAAAUUCAAUUUCUAUUAAAUCACACAAUUUAAAAGUUUAAAGUUUAAGUCUUGAGUCAUUUACUAAUUUAUGCUAAUGUUUAAAAUGAACACAAAUCACCCAAGCUUAACUAUCUAGCUAGGUGCACAUUUUAUUCUGUACAAUAAAUCGAAAGGCCACUUCUAAGUCAUGCAAAUAACAGGACUUUUUUUUUACAAAAGGUGAAUAGGAAAUGGUUCUGGGCAGGAGAUAGAUAAAUAAUGUCAAUAUUAGGUGGUUAAGUGGAUUCCACUGUAUACGUAUAAUAAAUGAGACUGAAAGUUCAUACACCAAUAAAAUAAUAAUGGUCCAGUAUGCCUGGUCAUUGCAAACUUGUUCAUAUUUUAAAGGGAUACAUAUCAUACAAAAAAUUGUUAGGGCUAUUUCAGACUUGCUUGAACUUUUAUUGAACUAAAGCUUUGACGUGCAUUUAUUUUAUGCUAAUGAUGAAUAAAUAGUAGGUUGUAAAAAGAACAUUGUUAAUUGCCUUAAUUUUCACAGAAAUAUUUACUUUUAACUUCUAAUUUCAAUUUAAGUUCGUAUUUAGAUGAUAUUAAGUUAAUGUGAAACUUAACAAUACCUCUGUUUUAAGAAAUUCUUGCAUUCACUACAUAUUUUUUGAUAGAAUGAAGUAAAGGUGAAAGUGAAACGUAACAAUACCUCAUGUUUCUCAUCCCUUGAUAUAUAUAUCUAAACUAAACAGUUGUUUCUUCACCUCUCCCCUUUAAUCUCAGUGAAUAUUUAAUGAAGAAUUUGAUAAUACAUAUCUAUUUUAAAAUCACUUAGAUGCAAAAUUUGUUUUAUUUGAUGUGCCAAACAAAUCCAUCAACACACCUUAUCCUGUACUAAACAACAUCAUCCAUUUUAUUUUUACAUUCAAAUAUGUGUGAAAAUUGUGGGAAUGAUGUUUUGAUAUCAAUAAAAACAAGUACAAAUGAUAAAUAUUCCACUAAGACUCUUUGUUUAGAAAAGUGGUUAAAGAAAUUGACAACCACUUUUAAAAUAAAUAUCACUCCAUUGACCAGUGCAGUUUUGUUUAUCAUUGACAAAAAACAAAGAGUGUUGUGUUUUAACAUUACAUCUAUCUUAUUAUUGAAUCAUGUUUCCCAAAUGUGUGAACACUUAUUACACGUGUUUUGUGAUUUUACUGGUUAGAUAUAACCUUGAAUGUUUGUAAUCAAGAAAUUAAUUAUUUAUUGAAAUUUCUGUGAUAUUGAGAAUAAAGACAGUUAUGAUUGUUGAAA